Messenger RNA from Benincasa hispida (wax gourd), 1979 nucleotides. Its product is annotated as protein DETOXIFICATION 19-like. Lineage: Eukaryota; Viridiplantae; Streptophyta; Magnoliopsida; Cucurbitales; Cucurbitaceae. Gene Ontology annotation, biological process: xenobiotic detoxification by transmembrane export across the plasma membrane. The record is from RefSeq and is a predicted model, not a curated record. Gene Ontology annotation, molecular function: xenobiotic transmembrane transporter activity; antiporter activity. Gene Ontology annotation, cellular component: membrane.
ACUAACAAUGUUCUUAAUCCAAACAAUUGAAAUGAAUGCAUGAAUUCGCAUAAUAAAUGCAACGAAACAACAACCAUCAAAGAAGAAGAAUGAAAAUUGAACGGUGUCCGUUUGGUGAAUGAUCGAUCAUAAAUGAGUUCCGUGUUGCUCCUUCUUCUCUUACCCUGCAAAUUCCACCAUUUUAUGCCGCAUCAUCUUCUUCCCACUCCUCAUUUGUGGCUGUAAAUUCCAUUUCUUAGCUCUUCCUUAACCAUCAAACACAUACAAGAACCAGAACAAGAACAAGGAAGGAACAACACACCAUAAUGCCGGAAAACCCGUAUGACCCUCUUCUCCAACUACCUCACGCCGGCGACGGCGGAACUGACCGGUCCAUUUGGUGGAAGAAACUGUUCGACAAAGAGGAGGUCAAGAAACAGCUCGCCAUUUCAUUUCCAAUGAUUCUCACUAAUGUCUUCUACUACCUAAUCCCUUUGAUUUCGGUCAUGUUCGCCGGCCAUCUCGGCGACCUCGAACUCGCCGGAGCUACUCUCGCCAAUUCCUGGGCCACCGUCACCGGAUUUGCUUUCAUGACGGGACUGAGCGGCGCAUUGGAGACACUCUGCGGCCAAGGGUUUGGGGCGAAAUUAUACAGAUUCUUAGGGAUUCAUCUGCAAUCUUCUUGCAUAAUCUCCCUCUCCUUCUCGAUUUUCAUUUCCCUUUUAUGGUUCUACACAGAACCCGUCUUGAAAUUGCUGCAGCAAGAUCCUGAUGUGUCGAAAACGGCGGCUCGGUAUGUGAAAUUUCUGGUUCCUGGGCUUUUCGCUUAUGGGUUUCUGCAGAAUAGUGUGAGGUUUAUUCAGGCUCAAUCGGAUGUUACGUUUCUGGCUGUGCUUUCUGCAAUUCCUCUGAUUCUUCACCUGGGUGUUGCUUAUUCUUUUGUGAACUGGACAAGUUUAGGGCUGGAAGGAGCUGCUUUGGCUGCUUCCAUUUCAUUGUGGGUGGCUUUUCUGGCUGUGGCUAUUCAUGUGUUUAAGUCUCAGAAAUAUGAACUCACAUGGGGAGGAUUCUCUGUUGAAGCUUUCAGUUAUAUAUUUGUCAAUUUGAAACUUGCUUUGCCCUCUGCUGCAAUGGUUUGUUUGGAGUAUUGGGCAUUUGAAAUUCUUGUGUUCUUGGCUGGAUUGGCUCCAAACUCUGAAACUAAUACAUCUUUGAUUGCAAUUUGUGUAAACACAGAAGCCAUUGCCUACAUGAUCACAUAUGGACUCAGUGCAGCUGCAAGCACAAGGGUGUCAAAUGAGUUGGGGGCAGGCAAUCCUGAGAGAGGAAGACAAGCCAUGUUUGUCACUCUUCUUCUCUCAGUCGUUCUAGGCCUCACAGUUGUCGUUCUUCUGGCAUUUGGCCAUAACAUUUGGGCUGGAUUCUUCAGUGAUAGUCCUGUGAUUACACAAGCCUUUGCCUCGAUGACACCCCUUCUCACCAUUUCCGUGCUUGCGGACUCGGUGCAAGGCGUAUUAUCAGGGGUGGCUAGAGGAUGCGGGUGGCAACACAUGGUUGUGCUUAUAAACUUGGUUACAUUCUAUCUUCUUGGUAUUUCAACUGCAGUCUUUUUGGAAUUCAGAAUGAAACUUUAUGCCAAGGGGUUGUGGAUUGGUUUGAUCUGUGGAUUGUUGUGCCAAACUUUGACACUAUCGAUAUUAAUAGUUCGCUCAAACUGGACUAGAAUUGAGCUCUCACAUCAUCAAGACAAACCAAAUCCAGCUUUGGCUUGAUUCUUAAUUCCAUGACCCCACAAAUUGAUAAGGAAGUUGAUGAAAUUAAACUCAAUUUUGGAUUCAUGGACAUGAAGAGCUGGAGUUUGGUUAAUUAGUGGUAUUUCAAUUUUUCUUUUAUUACUCGAAGCAUGUAUGUAUUUUUUAGUACAAUAAUUACAAAUAUGGAGAGUUGAAUCUUUGACCUUUGGGUCACGCCUAUCAUGAUUGACUAAAUUUACUUUGGCC